CUGGAGAGCCGCAGUUUAGCCGUGGGCUGGAGAUGGAGGGAGAGUGGCGGGAAGAGGAGCCAAUCAGAGAGCAGGGAGCAAUCGUAGCCACCAAUGAGCUUGGGCCGUUGCCAGCCGCGGCAGUCCGAGUCCUUGCCAGGGGUGCGGGCAAAUGAAGCACAUCUGGGCAGUUGCGCGGCGCGGCUUGAGGGCUGUUACAUUUCCCCUUGGUUAGUUUCCAGCUCACUCUGCGUUCUCUCCCUCUGAACAUUUAGUGACUUAUUGCCUUCCCCAAAGAAGAAGUCGAGGACCCAGGCUGAAAACUUUUCCCAGAGAAAUGGGACUAAGCACCUAAUUUAAUUUUCUUCAGGUUUUAAGAGCAACAAGAGCAGAAUCAGCCCCAUCAACAAAAGCCCAGCUAUUGUCUGGUUUUAAAUUGACUAUAAAGACUGAGUCGUAAAGAAACUGACAAGUUAGGUUCUGCAGAGCUAGAGAACAAUGGGGAGUUUCAGAGGUCAUGCCCUGCCUGGGAGCUUUUUCUUAUUCUUUGGCUUUUGGUGGAGUGUGAAGUAUAUAAUGAAGUAUGUCUGCAAAAAGAACAAGAGGACCUGUUUCCUUGGAUCCAGAGCAGGAUUUCAACGUUUGGAAAUUAUUGAGGGCUUGAUCAAAAUCUCCAUGUCUUUAACUGGCAUGACAGCAGAACAGUUUGUUCCUGGUGGACCUCACCUGAUCUUAUACAACUAUGAGGAGAAACACUGGACUGACCUCAUGAGCUGGCAGCACUCGACCAUGUAUUUCUUCUUCGGACUCUCUGGAUUGGUCGACAUCUUGUGCUUCACCACCCAUGCACUGCCAGUUUCCUUAAGCAAGAUGAUGCUCUCAAAUGCCUUUUUUGUGGAAGGUUUUAUCUUCUACUUCCACAUUCAUGGCCGAGCAAUGUUGGACAUAUACAUACAUCAGCUGCUUUUCCUGUCCGUUAUUGGUGCAGCCAUCUGCAUAUUCAUGGAAUUCUUCUUCCGGAGCAACAUAGUUUUGGAGCUCCUCCGGUCCAGUUUUGUCUUGCUUCAAGGCAGCUGGUUUUGGCAGAUCGGCUUUGUAUUGUAUCCCCCUGAUGGAAGCCCUGAAUGGAACCAGUCGGAUCACAGCAACAUGCUGUUUCUGACCGUGUGCUUUUGCUGGCAUUAUGCAUUCACUUAUUUCAUCCUGGGUGUGAAUUAUGCUCUUAUCACCUGGUUGAUUAGGUCAAAAAUUAAGAAGAACUUUCCUCCUGACAUGAGAUUGCUGAAAAACGCUGAACGAGACCAAGAAUCAGAAGAAGAAAUAUAAUUUUGUUAGGUGUCCCUAUUCUUCCAGUUAGACUUCUUACCUUUAGGUUGAUGUCUGCAAAUGUGGUUUGUGCUAAUAUUCUUGUUCUUCCUUAUGUGACUAGCCUUGUAAAGGGCAACCUCCAAGAUAGUUUGUCUUGUCCUUUUAUGCGACUAGGUCCUGUAAGGAUCAGUCUCUGCAUACUGUAUUCUCUCACUUUGCUAAAGAAUUUGCAUGUAUUGUUUUUUUAGGCCCAGGUGUACAUUUGGAGCGUGGUUCACUUUGCACUUUAAUCAUAGAAUUAGAGGGUUGAGUGGGGUUUCCAUGACAAUUUAGCCCAUCUUCCUAAUGUUUGAUGUUGCACAUGGAAAAAGAUGUGUACUAUUUUUCCUUGAGAUGGGUUAGAUUAUCUGAGUUAAACUUGCAACCAUUUGUAACUUAUUAAACAUAUGAUUUAGAGGAAGCACAGUGUAGUGGAUUAUAUAUUGGCCUUGGAGCUGAGAAGAUCUGGUUUCUUGUAUCACCUCUGACAUAUACUGACUGUGUGACCCUGAGAAAAGUCACAUAACCCCUUAGUGCCAUGGGCAAUUCUCUAAGGCUGUGAUACAGAGAAAGUGCUGGUGGGCCUUGGUAGAGGGAGCUUCCUUAUCUGAGAGUACUUUAUACCAAUGAAAUCAUAGGUGGUCCAGGCACAAUAUCCUGUCCCAAACUCAGAAUUAACAUGCCUUCCAUGCCAAUGCGUGAAUGUUUUUCGGAGCAGAGAUUUUGCAUCUUUCUUGCUAGCUGUCCACCCGAUGCCUUAUCUUCACUAGCACUUGGUAUGGACGUCUGUUGGUGGUAGAAAGGAUUCAGCAGAGAUAAUAAGACACUCCCAAGUAACAGCUGCACAGGUUACAGGUUAACAUAUGUUUAAAUUUAUAUGUGAAUAAAACUACUUAACCUACAUGAUCUCUAUUUCUAUCUCUUCUCACAGUAGUCUUUAAGCCAGUUCCAUGAGAAGGGUAGAUGAGAAAGCAAUCUGAGGGGUAGAUAAACCCUCCUCAGUCAGUCUAGUGCUAGAGCUGGGCUAUGUAAACUUGCUGAGGAUUGGGUAAACAAGUUAAUGAAGGAGGUGUUUUUCCUUUUACUUAAUUUUGCCAUUGCCAUGAUCUUCAAGGGACGGAACUGUCAUCCUCCAAAGCCUCUCCAUGGCAUGGAGAUGUUCUUUGAUUCGGGCCUUCAAUCUGGUUAGAUUGACUAUGGGCUCAGAAAUCUGCUAUGGACAAGAGGAAAAACCUCCCAGAGCACCUUGAAGGUGUGAGCCCAGGCCUUGAGCCAACCCAAAAGGCAGGUUGAUGAACAGAAUGAGCACUGACUUCAAGUCUUGGAUUCUGGUCCCAGCUGUGGGACCAAGAGUGGGUAGCUCCUUUCUGAGCUUCAGUUCUCUGAGGAAGGCCGACUAGACCAGAGGUAUCAAACUCAAAUAGAAAUGGGGGCUGCUAAGCCAUACACAAGAGUCCCUGUGGGCUACAUGUUGACUGAGAAAAUAGCAUCAUGUGCUAUUACACUUAAUAUUUAUUUUGUGAUAUACUUCCCAGUGAUGUUUUAAUGUGAUUCAAGCUGUACUCUUCAUUGUUUGACACCUUUGGACUAGAUGAUUUCUGAGCUUUCUUCUGGCUUUAGAACUGAUUGAAGCAUGUGCUGUUCUCAGGAGUCAUUCCUGAUCGUCCUGUGCUGUUCCCGUAUUUGAAUCAGUCAGUCAGUCAACAUUUAUUAAGUGUUCCAGGCACUGCUAAGUGCUGGGGAUACAAAGAAAAGUAAAAGACAGUCCCUGUUCUCAAGGAGCUCACAGUUGAGUAGGGGAGAUAAUGUGCAAACAGCUAUGUACAAACGAGCUGUGUAGAAACCAAAUAGGAAAGAAUCAGCAGAGGGAAGGCACUAGAGGGAUCCAGAAAGAAUACCUACAGAAGGUGGGAUUUCAGCAGAAAGACAGGGAAGCCAGGAGGCGGAGAUGAGAUGGGAAAACAUCCCAGGUGUGGGGGACAGCUGUGUCACUGGAUGCCAGAGUGUGUUGACAGGCAGGGAAACAUGCAGGGUGUAAGAGACUGGGAUCAGGGGUGGGUGGGGCGCGCAGGUUGUAGAGGGCUCUGUAGUGAAUAAGACUGAGGAUGAUGGAUUUAGGAAUCAUUGCAUCAACCCUUCAUUGUGGAGAAAAGAAAGGAGGCUUAUGAGCAAUCCCAGGGGAAGGAAGGCGUUUCAUAACCUUGGUUCUCAAAUUUCAAAACUCCCAACAGGCAUAUAUGUACCACCUUGAUGGUGGAAGGUGGAGAUGAGAUGAUUCAGGCCUGUGGGUCAGACCUACUGUCAAGCUCAUAAAACAUUUUAUUAGGAUUUUAAAAGAAUAGGCAUAAAUCUGUAUCUAUGCAAUAAUCUUGAGACUUGUUCCAAAAGACUUGGUUCAAGGAACAAAUUACAAAAAAAAAAAUCAUGCAGGUGCUUGUUAGGACACUUAGGGAAUCAGGACACAGUGAUCCCACUCCUGUUCUAUGUCAUUUGGCUUUUUUUGGAUCAAUCAAUUUCCACGAUUUUGGCAUGUCUGGGUUCUGCAAGUGAGUGGAAUCUCAACUGAAGCCAUUAGGAGUGGGCCUGCGAUUUUGGUGACCUCAAGAAUUAGUAGCAUCAUAAUGAUUCACUUAUAGAGUGUCUCUCAUUCCUUAUCCAUUUGCCCCUCAACAGCCUUCUGAAGUAAGUCCUGUAAAUAUUAACAUCUGUAUUUUAUAGAGGAAGAAACUGAGGCACUGGGUAAGUGACUUGCAUGGCUAGUAAGUGGCAGAGUCAGGAUUCAAACCCAGGUCUUCUGACUCCAAGCCCAGUGUUCUUUCCACUGUGUGGCAUCAUGUGGACUCAUGGGAUUGUAAAAUGAGGUAACUAGUGAUGGAAUUUUAUAAGUGGAGUGGAUAAGCAAUUUUUGUAAAUUCAAGAAUGGGCUUUGAAGAAUGUCCAGUGCUGUGGGGCCUCUGGAAAAUUUCCUGGUGGAGAGAGCUGAGAUGUACUUGUGAAGCCCAGUUCCUGGGAUGUAACCUGGUGCGGCUGACUGUAAGUUCUGGAACAAAUAGGACAUUCAAACCCUACUGCAGUAGUUUUGUGAUUCUUGGUUAGGCUUUUCAGGGGACUAUUUAAUGAAAUAACAUGAUGAAUAAACAAUACUGCAGUCUUGAGCUGAAACAAUA
Molecule: messenger RNA, 4493 nt
Organism: Phascolarctos cinereus (koala)
Lineage: Eukaryota; Metazoa; Chordata; Mammalia; Diprotodontia; Phascolarctidae
Gene: TMEM45A
Product: transmembrane protein 45A
Source: RefSeq, a predicted model, not a curated record